Messenger RNA from Zingiber officinale, 667 nucleotides. RefSeq lists its product as uncharacterized. Bases 260 to 487 code for a protein of 75 amino acids. NCBI's taxonomy places the organism in Eukaryota, Viridiplantae, Streptophyta, Magnoliopsida, Zingiberales, Zingiberaceae. The transcript has 3 exons. The record is from RefSeq and is a predicted model, not a curated record.
GAGGCACGUUGCUCAGGCCAAGCGGUUCUAUAUGUACCGUUCUUAGCCUAGCAAAACUCGCUCCUCGCUCCCUCUCGUACGCUGCGGCGGCGCCCACCUCUGCUUCGUCUGUUCUAGGGUUUCCUUUUAGCCAUCGAAUCCGACCGGAAUUGCGCGCUCUUCUCGCUUCUUACUGUAAGAUUUGAGAAUGACGGCUGUUGUUCCUGCCGCUUCUCCUGCUGACCAACCCUAAUCGAAGCCAAACCGUAUAGGGAGAUAGAUGAGUGGGUUCAUGGGGGCGUUCUGGGGAACGCGGGCGCUGGAGAUCAUACAGCGGUUCAAUUCUGCAGGGAAGCCAUGGAAGCGGAUCAGAAUCACCGGCACCCGGAGGAGCAAUGCCAAGAAACGCCUCCGCCGCAUCUGGCAGAACGAAUCAGUCUUGAGAGCUUGCGCCGAGCCACCACAAGAAGCUACAGCAAGUGCUGCUUCUGCAGUUGAACAUCAAUAACGUUAGAUCGGAUCAGUGGAGUAAGCCAUUGAUAAGCAACAAGGUGCUUUGUUCUGCUUUAUAACUUAGCGUUUAUCUGUCUGCUCAAUUUUGUGUGUUUCAAGAAUUGUAAUUGGAACUGCUCCUGGAUAUUAGAAUGUUGUUGCUUUCGCGAUAAUGCAGCUCUCAAAUUUGGUAUCA